GUUUCAACUUCUCAUCGCCCUCUUUUCCUAAGUGCCAAGUUCUUCCUGCCUUGUGUUCCCAUAUGCACCACGUGGUACGAGGUCAACCUCACCAACUGCAGUGGCUUUCACUCCCGCGAUUCACCUAGUAAUCGCAGAACUACCUCUCUCUUCGUCUGAAUUGCGAAUCAAGUGGCUUCCAUGGUAAACCGUUGUCAAGAUGUAUUCCAAGAUUCAGUUUUCCCUGAACGACCAGAAUGCUGGUCUAUUUGCGGAGAUCUGCUCUAAAAACGACAUGACGCACUGUUGGCUCCAGUGGAAGUUUGAGACGGCCGUUCUUUCUGAAGUCACAUCGCCCUUCACGGUAGACACCAAGAGUGACGCACUCUUGCAUCUCAAGAUUGGUGUGACCAAGGUUGUCUUUACCGUCGAUUUCGACAACAACAAUCCAAACAUCAUCAACUACAUCAAGUUCAGCGAAUCCUACGGUAACGAUCACCAGAAGACCCGAAAGCAUUUCGUUGUGACUCAGACAUCAGUUGAACACGUUCAUGAGGACAACACGUGUCCUCUAUGGCUCGAAAUACCGCACAGUGCACUCCUCGAGGAUAUAAGCGCUGUGGUGAACCUGUGGAAGGUUCAGAUUUGCUGUGAUGAAUGGAAAAACUUUUUACCUGCCAACCCAGCAACCCAGCUGGAGAAGUCGCAUCGGCUCGUCUCGGAGGGAAACGCCGCGUGGCUGAAGAAGCAGCUGAUACAGAGAGAGGGACUGCUUGCUCGAAAGGAUUUGGAGCUUGCAGCGAUGAACAAGGAGAUCGAGAGCUUGUCAGCGCAAGUCUGCGAGCUCAACAUGCAGCUGGCAGAGGCUGGGCAGCAGUUGGAAGAGACCCGGUCGCUCGCAACGCCCAAGAAGCGCAAGAUUGUCACACCCUCGAGCGUUGCUCGCAAGGCGUCUACUAAGGCGCCCACCAAGGCGACCAAAACUGCACCUGCGAGGUUGUCUGCCACACUUGCAGACCUUGGCGCAAAGGUUGAGCAUGAGACUCCUACAAGGGAGCCCCGGUUUGUUGUAAAGGGCGUGUCACCAGAUGAUCCUUUUGUUGUUGACUGAGUCGACGACAGUCAUGGCACCUUGUGUUGCUCGCACAGGUUUGACUCCUUCCUUGCGCUUAGUUGAGUCUUGUUGAAAGGAGUGGGUUGUUCGAAUACCAACAUGAUAUUUCCCGACUAUCAGGAAUACAUAUUGAUAUCUUUGAUAC
This is a messenger RNA of Diaporthe batatas, 1238 nucleotides long. RefSeq lists its product as uncharacterized. NCBI's taxonomy places the organism in Eukaryota, Fungi, Ascomycota, Sordariomycetes, Diaporthales, Diaporthaceae. Bases 200 to 1090 code for a protein of 296 amino acids. The record is from RefSeq and is a predicted model, not a curated record. The transcript has 4 exons.